AUGGCUUCCCCCAGCGGUGAGGAUACAAUAACUUCUUUACUGACAUGUCCCGUCUGCUACAACCUGCUGCAAGCGCCCGCUUUCCAAUGUAAAAAUGGCCAUCUAGUAUGUUCCGGCUGCAGACAGCGAAUUACGCACUGCCCUUCCUGUAGGGAACCCAUGGGAGACAUACGAAGUCUGAUUGUGGAUCAACUCACCGCUACAUUAAGGUUCCCGUGUGCAAACAAAAAUUACGGAUGUCCGGAGCUACUCCUCGAAAGAUUUCGGGAGGAACAUCAAAGAAAUUGUCCAUAUCGGCCCGUAUCGUGCCCGUGUAGCGACCAAGGGUGUUCAUGGGAGGGAGAUCUUUCUUCUCUCAGCUCCCAUUUUACCCGCUCCCAUCCCCAAAUCCCUACUUUUUCUCGAUCCUCACUUCUCUUCAUGGGGGUACACUCAAACCAACCCAACCGCCUAAAAUGGGCCACCAUUCUAUCAUGUUACAAUCAACAAUUUUUCGUAUGUGUCACUAAACAUCCUUAUGAGCUUCCGACCUUCACCAUCACCGUACACUUACUAACGAUAUCUCUUCCCUCUACUAACUUUACCUAUUUUGUUGCCUUCAAAAAGAAAUCCCACUCUUUACAGUGGACGUCUACCCAUAUUCCUUCAUUUGGAGCUUCCACCCUAUCCCCGGCUCAGCCCCCUUUAGAGUUAUCCAGCGAUAUUGUUUAUUCGUUUGGUGCCCACCAUAAUUUUAAAUUUUUUUUAUCCAUUACUCCCACCUAA
Molecule: messenger RNA, 765 nt
Organism: Centruroides sculpturatus (bark scorpion)
Lineage: Eukaryota; Metazoa; Arthropoda; Arachnida; Scorpiones; Buthidae
Product: E3 ubiquitin-protein ligase sina-like
Exons: 1
Coding region: 1-765 (254 amino acids)
Biological process (GO): proteasome-mediated ubiquitin-dependent protein catabolic process; multicellular organism development
Cellular component (GO): cytoplasm
Molecular function (GO): ubiquitin conjugating enzyme binding; ubiquitin protein ligase activity; zinc ion binding
Source: RefSeq, a predicted model, not a curated record